Messenger RNA from Globicephala melas (long-finned pilot whale), 8705 nucleotides. RefSeq names its product F-box and leucine rich repeat protein 2 (gene FBXL2). Gene Ontology annotation, biological process: SCF-dependent proteasomal ubiquitin-dependent protein catabolic process. Gene Ontology annotation, molecular function: protein binding. Lineage: Eukaryota; Metazoa; Chordata; Mammalia; Artiodactyla; Delphinidae. Gene Ontology annotation, cellular component: cytoplasm; SCF ubiquitin ligase complex. The record is from RefSeq and is a predicted model, not a curated record.
GGGGCGCCCAGUUGGCGUCACCAGGACAACGGGCGUUGCCGGCGCCGUGUGACUCUGGGCUGUGGGCGCGCCUGUGGCUCUUCGGCCAUGGUUUUCUCAAAUAAUGAUGAAGGCCUUAUUAACAAAAAGUUACCCAAAGAACUUCUUUUGAGAAUAUUUUCCUUCUUGGAUAUAGUAACUUUGUGCCGAUGUGCACAGAUUUCCAAGGCUUGGAAUAUCUUAGCCCUGGAUGGAAGCAACUGGCAAAGAAUAGACCUUUUUAACUUUCAAACAGAUGUAGAGGGUCGAGUGGUGGAAAACAUCUCAAAGCGAUGCGGUGGAUUCCUGAGGAAGCUCAGCUUGCGAGGUUGCAUUGGCGUUGGAGAUUCCUCCUUGAAGACCUUUGCACAGAACUGCAGAAACAUUGAACAUUUAAACCUCAAUGGGUGCACAAAAAUCACUGACAGCACGUGUUACAGCCUUAGCAGAUUCUGUUCCAAGCUGAAACAUCUGGAUCUGACUUCCUGUGUGUCCAUUACAAACAGCUCCUUAAAGGGGAUCAGUGAGGGCUGUCGGCACCUGGAGUACCUGAACCUGUCAUGGUGUGAUCAGAUCACGAAGGAUGGCAUCGAGGCCCUGGUGCGGGGUUGUCGCGGCCUGAGAGCCCUGCUGCUGAGGGGCUGCACGCAGCUAGAAGACGAAGCUCUGAAGCACAUUCAGAAUUACUGCCAUGAGCUUGUGAGCCUCAACCUACAGUCCUGCUCACGCGUUACGGAUGAAGGCGUGGUGCAGAUUUGCAGGGGCUGCCACCGGCUGCAGGCCCUCUGCCUGUCUGGCUGCGGCAACCUCACGGAUGCCUCCCUCACAGCCCUAGCCUUGAACUGCCCAAGACUUCAGAUCUUGGAGGCUGCCCGAUGUUCCCAUUUGACUGAUGCAGGCUUUACACUUUUAGCUCGGAAUUGUCAUGACCUGGAGAAGAUGGAUCUCGAAGAAUGCAUCUUGAUAACCGACAGCACACUCAUCCAGCUCUCCAUUCACUGUCCUAAACUGCAAGCCCUGAGCCUGUCCCACUGUGAGCUCAUCACGGAUGAUGGGAUCCUGCACCUGAGCAACAGCCCUUGCGGCCACGAGAGGCUGCGGGUGCUGGAACUGGACAACUGCCUCCUCAUCACUGACGUGGCCCUGGAGCACCUGGAGAACUGUCGUGGCCUGGAGCGCCUCGAGCUGUACGACUGCCAGCAGGUCACCCGCGCGGGCAUCAAGCGGAUGCGGGCCCAGCUCCCUCAUGUCAAAGUCCAUGCCUACUUUGCUCCUGUCACCCCGCCGACAGCAGUGGGAGGAAGUGGACAGAGGCUAUGCAGGUGCUGUGUCAUCCUCUGACAGCAGCUGCCUAGCCCAGGGCUUCACGAGGUGUCCCUUCCUCCCGAGGACCCGAGUCUUUCUGACGUAGUCCACCAUCAUCCAAAUCUGUUGAUUCUCCAUUGGGAAAGGCAUUUACAGGUAAAAGACUUCUGCAGGGACUGCAGUAACUCUCGUGAUAGUUUUUACCUUUAUUCUGCUGUGAUGCAAUCAAUUCGAAGCCUUGUGUCAAUUACCACAGGGCAAGAGUGGUCAUAGUGCAGCCAGGACCACGCAGGAGCCCUGGAUCUCUAGAGGUGGGUGCCUCCCUCGGUACAGGACUCCUGCCCUUGGCUUUGUCAGCAUUCCUCGAACAGACCAUUAGUGUUAGCACAAAUUGAGCAGAAAAAUAAGCUGUUGAUUUUCUACCUGAUACUUCAGCCAGUGGCCUACUUUUAUUCACAACGAUUCCAUUUUGAUUAGCAGGACUUUUCCACUUUGAAGAUUAAAUAGCAACUUUAUCAAAGUGACUAUACUGCAAAUUCAUAAUGCCUGACAGUUUUCUAUGUAGCGACUUACGUGGAAGGCAAGUUAAUAGGUUUCCAUGAGACACCAAAGAAUGAGGACUCUAAACAGGGUGAAGCAAGGUCUUCACCUUUCUGUUUCUGUCAACUUGUCAUAUAUCCUUUUGGGGACCAAAAACUAAACAAAAGCAACUCAGUUUGUGUUGGCUGAUUGGAAAUCAUAAGCUCUGGCGUAGGCUGUGGCACAUAAUGUGUUGUUGUUAUAGAAAAGCUGAUCAUGUCAUGUCUCACAAACUUUGGGGGACCUUAAAGAAACAGAAUUAAGGCUCAAGUUAUCUAUAAUAUAAUCAAUUAAAAAUAAUGGAUGCAUGUAGAAUGGGUGUGAUUUUUUUCCAAGUUUAUUUUAAAAUCUUAGAAAUCAAGUUACACCAGGACUAUUCAAAAAUUUUACACACUUAAAACUAAAAUCAGUAAAGUGUUGGCACCUUUGAGACUUAUAUAAAAAUGAAUAAACCACUGCAAUGCUUAAGCCAGAGGGUUUUAUUGCUAUUAUCUCAUGGCAGACAAAUCUGAGCAAAUCCAUCUUCCAAAUUCAGGCGUUCCUAAUGUUACCUGAAAUCUGAUAAGAUGAUCUGGUUUCUGCUCUGUGCUGUCCACAUUUGUGACCUUUACUGCAUCUCUGUGUUAAUGGUAGCCAACCCUUCUUAGUAACCACGCCCCAAACUGAAGAGCCCAGAGCUCACGAGAAGCUGAGGGAAACAGCAAAAACGAGAAAUUUCCCCAUGACGAGCAAUACUUCUAAUUGGGUUACGGUUCUAUUAGGUGGAGAGUUUUAGAAGCAUUUAGGAUACAAGGCCUCAGCUGCAUUCUGGGGAGAGAAGGCAAAUAGAUGGAUAUACAACUCUAUAAAUCAAUCAACAGGAUUAUCAGAAUAAGCAUUAAAGUCCUGAUGAUUCUGCUGCCUUAUUGUGUGUAUACCAUAGCAGUUAUCUAAAUAUACAUUUACACCACUGUGUGGGGGAAAAAAUGGCUGUUGCAGGAAGCUAUGAAUAUAGUUUCUAUUUUAAAAAUUUAAAUGACCAUGGGCCUUCUAUACAUUAUCUCUUUUGAGCCUGGACACAACCUCUCACAGCUGCUGGACUCUGGCUGAAUGACGUUGGACCACAUCUACAAAACAGGAGAACCUCUGUUAAGAAAAAUCAGGUUUGCUUCCCCUUUAAGUGUGGCACAGUCACUGGAUAAGCUGUCCUCAGUUUGCAUCAGCUUUGAGGAAACAAACUGAAAACACACACUCCCAUCAGCUCUUAUAACAACAUUGGGACUGGUGUGUACUCAGAACAUACACAGUGAACUCCUUGAUUCUAUGACAUGAGGUGACACACUGGCAGGAACUUGGAUUUUAAAUGAGACACACAUUUGCAAAACAAUCGGAAAACAUUUAUUAUACUGAAAUGUGUACAUCCUACUAUUAAAAAAACAAAGUAGCAAAUUUGCUGGUGCCAUAAUUUAACCUGUUUCACUGGGACAGACUAAUGUGCUGCUUGGUGUCAUUUCAAGUUUGAUGAGCUUUAAUUAUUUUUACCCCACUUGUAAAACCUGAUGAGGAAUUCAAAAUAGCACACAGCAUUAAAAAUGACAUUUAUUGUUCCAUAAAUCUUGAGACUCAAAAAGGAAUGCUAAAUAGACAAGCAAAACUCUAAACAAUUAAUUAAGAGAGAAGCUCACUUCUUUCCCAAGUGACUGGUACAGAAAACAUGUGGUCAUACAAAAGCAAAGGGAAAAUGACGGAAAGGAAAGCUCUCCUGCUUUAGGGUCUAUACAAGUUGUUAUGGAUAUUUUCAAACCAAAGAUGGAAUAUUUAGAGACAUUACUUUUUCAUAUCAAAUAACCCCCUUUAUGAAUAAAACAUAAAAUGCCAAAGCUUUCACCCACUGAAGUAGUUUUGUCUUCUGGGAGAGAUUUUAAACUCAAAAUUACCCAUUCUUAUUUCUGCCUGAACAAAGAUAAGGAUCAAAUAAUACACUCAAAACCAAGACACUGGGUAAACGGACAGAGAUGGUAUAAUUAAAAUGGAAUCGAAGUUUGAAAAGAAAAUUGUGUCUAGUACACCACAGGCCUCAAAUGCUUGCUGAUGAAUUUUGGGAAGGCUUUGGGUGAAGGGAAGAGAUAAUAAUGAUUGAUUGAUUGAUUGAUAGUAGAAAAAAUUGCAAAAACAGUGAUUCCCUUUGGAAAGUAUACUGGCCAACAAGCAUUGGUUUUGUGAAAGAGGCACUCUUUUUAUAGAAAAAGAAGCUAUUAUGUGGUGUAUAAAAAAGUCCCUAAAUAAUCACCAGAAUGUUACCCGUGAUUGUACUAAAGCUCCAUAUUAGAGAAAUGUGAGGAAUUUUGAUGGUACAAUAUAGUGUUUGUGAUGUCUAGUGUUCCACAAAUAAAUUUCAACUCUUGAUAAUGAAGACCCCUUAACACCAAGUCAGAAACUAUCACACUGUUUUCUGCUGCUUAGGUGUAUUUCCAAUGUUGGGGACAGGUCUUUAAAAAAGUUCAACAACAGUAUGGUGCAGGGUGGAGUGGGUGGUCAGAGACAGAGAGAGGGAGGAAAAGGAGAAAGAAAACCACAUGAGUUUAAAAGGCAUUGGGGCUUCAAAAAUGAAAACCAAAAUGCUAAAAACGGAAGCAGAAGCAAAAAGUUUUUCAAUAAAUCUGUGACAAAGCAAAAACACAAAAGUCUUUGUACCUAUUAGGAUUUACACUGAUCCUCUCACCAAGGUACUCUUGAUAAUGCAGUUUGCUUCACGCCCCUCUUCCUGGCUUGGGGCUUCUCCGAUCUGGCAUGAUCACGGCAGAUGCGCACCCUUAGACAUGAUUUUUUCCAAGAAGGCGCCAAGCCUCUCCCCUGACCAGUGAUCGGCCCGUAUCAGCGCCGGCCUCCCUCUCUCCACACGUGGAUUUGGCACUGGCCCCGCAGCAGCCAGUGCCCCCCCACCCCGACCCAGGUCAGCAUAAGGUCCCGGCAGCAGAAGCCGAACUGGCCCAGAAAGGUAAAUGCCCACAGUACGUCUUUACAUUCAUUUCCAAACCGCAUACAGUGUAAAGAGACAGCGAAGGCUGCUUCUAGGGACUGUGUCUACUGGCCUCUCUGGCAGAGAAGCAGGCGGCCUACCUGCACCGGGGCCCGACGUGCUCACUGUCCCGGGCCGAGGCCGAGGCAGUGAAGCGAAGGAGACGUGCCUCUCAUCCAGCUUGUGAGAAGGGUCAUCCUGUGUUUUCAAUAUGAAACAUUUCAUACGGUAAAAUCCAAUCCCAAGACUUCUUGGAUUCAGUCUUCACACACUUUUAAGCGUAACUUUAACUGGUGCUGAAUAGAGUUCAGACUACGUCAAGACGUCACUUCAAAAUUAUGUGGACGCCACCGCCGUUUUCAGCUGUGGAAAAAAGAAAGGGACGUUAGGCUCAAUUUUUUACCAGGCUGGAGAAUCAAGACUACGUUGAAACACUCCUAGAACUCUACAACCCCCCGCCCCAGUUCAGAGGGUACCUUUAAAUAUUCUAGAGGAAAACAAGCUAACUUGCUCCAGUCCCUCUUGCCUACGGCAGCAUCACAUGCACAUUCCCUUGGCCCGCCCCACCCCCGACCUGAGGGCAAGGCACAGGGCACAGACUAUCCAAUGAACUGGGUGCUUACAUCCACCUUUUCUGGAAAUAAUUUUUGAACUCCUCAAAAGUAGAUCUGAAACAUUUUAAAAAAACACAUCACUACUUUUGCGCGAUGGCCUAGUGUUUCUCGGGAGAUGGCGAGAAGCAGCAGUACAGGCGGUCAUCAAGGAACAAAUGAAUUUUUCCAUAAGGACCAAUGUCUGAAAACAGUACACUGAGCAAGCCGGGGACGUCCUGUGAUGCCUGACACCAGAAACCCCACCGCCUUCACAGGACGCAGCCACACGUUCACUGUACGAGCUGCCUCUUUUUAUAGACAGUGUGAGUUUUGCAGAGUAAAAACUGCAUUGUUUUGAGAACGAAAAAUUGAGCCAGAAGGGUGCUAAACUAAACAUGUCUGAUGAGAAAAGAUAAAGUGGGCCAGUUCACAGACUGAACAGCCCUGCACCGCAGGUUAACUUGGUGGCUUAGGAGACACGUCUGGCACAGGGUGAAGUCCUAACUUCAGCCCCUGCCUUCUAGGUGGGCUGCUCUCUUCCCAGGAAAGGGUGACACGUGACAUCAUGCUCUUUGAGGUGCAGCUUUAGAUCUUAACUCAUCAGACUUUCAAACGUCUCUUCUCAUAGUAACUUUACAUUUAAAAAACCCCUCCUUUAUCCAGCCCUAUAACUGGAACUCUGCUGAACCCCGUCUGGGCCCGCUCUUCACAUUCUCUCCCUCCAUAACCUCAAGAAUUUCUACUGCUUUGAGUCACGGCAGACACACUGAAGGCUUCCAGGUUUACACCUCAAGCCCAGGCCUCUCUUGCCAGCCCCAGCCGGCUAUGAUUUCCACGUCCUAAAACAGAAGCCUUGGCCGCUUCCCCCAAGCCCGCCUACCUCUCCACCGGGACCACCGACCACCGCCUGCCCAGCUGCUCCUGUGAGAGUCACAACCACUCCUCCCUCCAAUGUGGAGCCCAGCAGGGCCCUGUCUAUCAGCGUCCAAGAUCCCGUCACCUCUCAUCUAGAUGACAUCUCCUGCCUCCAGUUUUCCCACCUUCUUAUCUGUCUCCACAGAGUUGCGAGUGGAAGAAAAGAAAAACCUGUUCACGUUACUCGUCUGUUUAAACAACAUCGCUGACUUUGCAAUGCAUUUCAAAUAAAAUCUAAACUCCCACCACCCCCAGGCAUUGCCUACCAGACCCGCCUCCAACUCCGCUUGUCCUCGCCCUGCACAGCAGCCACGGGCCCUCUCAGGCCUCCAGAGCAGCCACGCUCCUUCCUCUGCACCCGGCCCCGCGCCAGCUGGGGUGCUGCUCCUCGUGUGUUCAGUUCCCCCUCAGGCUCCAGGUCUCAGCGUUCGUGACAGCUCCUCAGAGAAGCCUCCACAGCUGCGUGGCCCCCUCAUCCACAAGCAACCCCACUUCCCCAUUCAUUCAUGGCACUUAAAUUACCUAUUUGUAAUCUGUGUGUAUUUAUGGACCAAUUCUGGUUUCCUUUCCCCACUACAGGAGGGGAAGACCUUUCUAGCACCAACGGCAUGUGUCUGACAUGAGGUGCUCAGUAAAAUGUUCGCUAAAUGGACUGGGGUUUUUCUCCAGGCAUCCAGAAGGACUGAUUCCUCUUCCUUACUUGCUCGUUAAUUUCCACAAUAUUUCAGUCACUAGAAAUAUUUCCUUGAUUCCUUUUUCAAACUUCUUAAAAUUAGUAAAGCCAGCAUUUCCAAAAGUAAAUAUGCAAGAUGACUGCUGAUUUCAGGCACACACUAUCUUUCAUGAUUCUCGCAUUUCAAGACACACGUACCUUUUACUGUGGAGAAUAAAAAACAACUCUCAUCUUGAAAGUUCUGAACCAUCUAGAAGGAUAAAGCAGAUGUAUAAUUAAGAUCCAAGUGUCUUUUCUUAACUGAGUAAAAGUAGUAAAAGAAAAAUGUCAUAAUCUAUAUAUAGCUGUACAAGUACAGGACUCAACGGCCAAAAUGGUAAUUCAAAUAGGCAGUGUGAGGUAGCAAGGGCUUACACCUGCUGUACUGGCCAGCUCGGUGCUGACCGUGCUUGCCCAUGGGGGCCCGGCGAUCUGGUCAGUCACCCUCCAGCCCACGGGGAGGCAUUCGCUGCUGGGUUCUGUGAUAGUGACUAACAAAAAGUUGCUGCCAAAGUGCUCUUACUUGCUUGUCACUGAACACGGGGCGGCAGUGAACUGCCCUUCUAACCUCACAGCUUUUUAAAAUCAGCCAUCAAAUAGUACACAAAAGGAAAACACAUUCAAAUGCCUUGCUAAAAAGGGCCAAAGGCUCGCUAACCCAGAGCCCCCCAGUGACCAGUGUCGGAGUUCAAAGAGGGCGGGAUCGGAGCUCCGGUUCUCCUUUACCUGUAUUCCUUCUACCACCCAGGACACCUAGAACUCUUGGUUAUAAAUUCUUCCCAAUCUUGAUUCCCAACUCUGAAAAUGAUUCUCAUGAGUACUUGCCAAAGGAGUCACAGACUUUUUUUCUAUAGCACUUCAGUAAUACAUAUAAAAGUAAAUAUCAGUGUGAAAGGGAAAAGGGCAUGCCAGUUACCUGAUCGCUAACAAGAAUGUGAAUACCGGUGGGACCCUGUCUGUAAACCUGGUUAAUUUGGUGGAAAGGAAUAUUAAACACCAACGCAAGUUUUCGAGCAACUUCUGAAGCAACCAUUUCUUCUAAGUAGAUUGCAUGAUAAACUGAAAUAAAAAAUAAGAACAGCAUUUUAGCAGUAAUCUUUGAUCUAUUUUCCACCUCAUCUAUUGGAAGAUCACUCCUUUCAAAGUACUAAAGAAAUAGAAAAAUUAUAAAGAUAAGAAUACUUCUCCCCUUACUACCCAUGUGAAUAUAAUAAUACAUUAUCUAUGCUCACACAUAAUUUAAUUAACAUUAACCUCUGUACAAAAGUAUCUGAGGUUUUAUCUUAAAAGCAAGCAGGAAGUGACUGCAGAUGGGCACAGAUGAUCAUUCUGGAGUAAUGGGACUAAAACUGGAUUGUGGCGAUGGCUGCAAAACUGUAAACUGAUUAAAGUAUCGCUGAAUUGUGCGCUUGCAGUGGGAGGACUUUGUGGUAUGUAAGUUACACCGAAAGAAAGCCAUUUUCAAAAAUGCUAUGUAUUUCUAGCCAUAUAUAAAAAGAACUCUAAAAAGGUCAUAGUUUUUGAUUCAGUAAACCUACUACUGGGAAUUUAUCCUAAAGAAUAAAAGCUACCUCUCCCCUCUUCC